Messenger RNA from Chara braunii, 2179 nucleotides. The record is from the annotation of a GenBank genome assembly. NCBI's taxonomy places the organism in Eukaryota, Viridiplantae, Streptophyta, Charophyceae, Charales, Characeae.
AAGGGGCACCUUAGUUAGUGAAUUAGACUCUUGCGCUGCAGCAGAGGUAUCUUGAAGACAAUCGAUCAAUUUUCUUUACGUAAGCGAAUCUGCUCAACGUAUCGCAUUUGCCUCACUCUGCGCCAAGGAAGCCACUACUAGGAUCAGUUCAGCUUCUUCUAGURCCUGCAGAAGAGGAAGCAGGCAUGGCUUCCGGCCGUCGAUCUUCGCCCGUCUUUGGCACGAGCGACUCGAUCCUUCUUGCCCUGGUGGCUAUGGCAGCAUGGUCKAUCCUGAUGCCGAAGGAAGACUUGAGCAACUCUAGUACAGGCAUGGCUUUUGGCUAUGGCUGCUUGCUGGUAGAUGCCCAAGCGAUAGGCCCAGGGGAGAAGAGCUGGUCCCGUUCAGUUCUGACUGACGGUGGUUCCAGUCCCGUGAACGGCGUGAGGGCAUCCACUUCCGCAGGGGAUCGUGACCUAGGCUCGCAUCUCGAAGCUGAGGGACCUGCUGACUCGGCAGGAGACUUGGGAUCACCUGGCUGGUCUGGUGCAACUGGAUCUGACUUGGAUGGAGAUGAAGCUGGCAAAGGCGGACGGUCGCUCGCUGGAGACUCAGGUGCGGGCGUGGCACAGGGCAAGGACGUCACUGUAGCAGCAGCAGCAGCAGCAGAAGCAACGACGGACACAAUUGAUGCGCGGUCGACAGGAGCUGGCUCAGGUUCCGCCUCCGCUGCGAGCGCACAUUCCGCUUCAGGCAUGGAAGCCUCAGGAGAGACACCUGCAGAUGGAAACCUCGAUUCCCGUUCUGCCCAGGCAGCCAGCGGAGGUGGAAUCUCUCGUGCUGAUGGGGCUAAUGGCUUGGACGGCGGCGAUAAGUCGGCGGGUGCAGACGAGCGCGAGAAUGUGGGUGCACAAGGAGUCGAUUCAGGACCAGGAACGGAAAGGUUAUCAGGUAGCGAUGCUAAGCAUGAGCGCGCGCAGGUGGAUGCACAAAGACUCGCUUCAGGACCAGGAACAUUGCAGCCGUCAGGUAGCGAUGGUGGAGAAGGUAUGGAGAUCGGCGAUGGGAGGGUUGAAUCGACAACAGGAAGUAAUUUGAAGAAGAGCGACAACACGGUCAACACCCCGGCAGUGGCUAUGGGCAGGCCCGCUCUUUCAGCCGAAUCGGAUUCCGAUGCUGCCGAGCUCGCGGUGACCGAUGCUUCCACCUUCGUGGAGAAAGGAGGAGCAAGCUCGGUACCAGCAACGACGGGACCAGAGUCGGUACCAGCAGCAACGACGGGACCAAGCUCGGUACCAGCAGCAACGACGGGACCAAGCUCGGUACGAGCAACAACGACCCAGUCAAGCACCCCCAGACCGAUGGUAGGUGGUCACGUGGCAUCAGCGGGACCAUCCGGCGAGGAUGGCACCGUCCAAGGCACACGAAAGGGCACCACGACUCAGCUCACGGGCGAUGGAGAUGUCCCCACUAGAGCGGUUGUGACGGGCGAAGCUCCUCAUCAUGGACUUGACGGCGAUGGUGGUGCGUCUGGCAGAGUCUCUGCUGGACGUCAACAGGUCGUUGCCCUUCCUAAGCCGGCUGAUGAGGUGUCUGCUCGCCCGCAACAUGGAAGUGGGACGUCGGGAACAGAACCAGGGGAGCUGCCGGACAUGAUCAUGCAUCAGCGGCGUAUGCCUCUGCCGCGGCGUGUGGCCCCGGUACCAACUCCAACUCUUGCUACUACGAACACUCUGAUGCAUCAGCGGCGGGUGCCUGUCCCGCCGAGUGUAGCCCCGGUUCCACCUCGGAGUCUCCACGUGUCCGAAUCCUUGCCGUCCGAGUCUGUUCCAACUGCGCCGCCACCAUCGAAUUUCCCUCCUGUUGCGACUCCCUCUCGGCCCUCUACUCCCUUCCGCAUUACAGCCGUUUCUUCGUCCCCCCAAUCAUCUCCACUCUCGCAAAUUCGAAACGGAGGAGGACCUAUCUUUACUGCCGCACCAAUGGAGAAGGCUGACCAGUCCGGCGGAGUGUCUCUCAGUGGAAGUAGGGGCAUCUACGGUUCCAUCGUGCUUCUUUCGAGCUUCGUGAUCGCCCAAGUUAUGUUCAUCAUGGAUGGGAGCUUCUACACUUGAUGAAGGGGCCAUUUAGCCGCCAUACAGUAUUACACAUCAUGCGUUCUAAAUGGACACGCACACAUCCCAUCAAACCACCACCAAGC